Messenger RNA from Penicillium samsonianum, 6810 nucleotides. RefSeq lists its product as uncharacterized. Gene Ontology annotation, biological process: fatty acid biosynthetic process; secondary metabolite biosynthetic process. Gene Ontology annotation, molecular function: phosphopantetheine binding; fatty acid synthase activity. Bases 1 to 6810 code for a protein of 2269 amino acids. Lineage: Eukaryota; Fungi; Ascomycota; Eurotiomycetes; Eurotiales; Aspergillaceae. The transcript has 7 exons. The record is from RefSeq and is a predicted model, not a curated record.
AUGAAGCCUGAGACUCACAUUUUCCUUUUUGGCGACCAAACCUAUGAUUUCGUGCCGGAUCUUCGUCGGCUGCUCAGCUGCAGGAGCAAGCCUAUCCUGGCCGCCUUCCUCGAGCAGGCCCACUUUGUGAUCCGCGCCCAGAGCAACCUUUGGUGCUCAUCGGCUGAGCGACAAGCCUCGCGGAGUUCCAGUCUCUCGCAUCUGCUGCAGAAGUACUGUGAAGGCAGCUUGAGCCCCGCCUUCCAAGUGUCUCUGCAUGCUCUAACUCAAUUGGGCUCGUUCAUCUGUCAUUAUGAAGAGCCUGGCGCGGUAUAUCCCUCUCCUGGGUCAACCUACUUGAUUGGCCUUUGCACGGGCUCGCUCGCGGCGGCGGCUAUUGCCUCGUCCAGCUCUUUGUCGGAAUUGCUUCCGGCUGCGGUUCACACUGUUCAGAUCGCCUUGCGCCUCGGUCUGCUUGCAGUGGAUGUGAGGGAUCGCAUUGGGCGCCCAGAGGCUGGCGAACCGAAUCAGUGGUCGAUGCUGUUCUUCGGGCUGGAUGAAGAGACCGCUCUUCCGGCUCUACAGGAGUUCAUUCGUACAAAGUGUGUGUCGGAGUUAUCGCGCCCCUUUGUGAGCGCCCACGCGGGCAAAGCCCUGACUAUCAGCGGGAGCCCCACCGUGCUGGAAGAUCUACGCUCUGCCCCGGUGUUUUCUCAGUACCGGUCGAAGCCCAUACCCAUCUUCCUCCCGGCUCACGGUCGCCACUUGUUCUCCAAGAAUGAUGUAGCAACAAUUCUCGAAACCACUGUGCCAACCCAGUGGUCCGGCUUCAAUGCCAAACUUCCAGUCAUUUCUGGCGCUACCGGCAUGCCGGUCUGGGCGGGCGGAUUCGUCGCGCUCCUGGAACGCGCCCUGGGUGAUUGCCUGCUGGAACCUAUCCGAUGGGACAAGGUCGUGGGCAAUUUCCGCUCCAUUGUGGGUGGCAGUGGAGCGGAAGCUAUCACCAUCACGCCUAUCGCUACCAAUCUAGAGCAGAAUCUGUCUGCCAGCCUGAAGGAGCUGGCCAACAUUCAGGUCCAGCCACUGGAUGGACUACAGGAGACCAGUUUCCAAUCGACUCCCCGGGCCAAGUCGAAGCUGGCUAUUGUGGGUAUGUCUGGCCGAUUCCCCGAGUCCCCCACACCGGAGGCAUUCUGGGACAUGCUCUACGAGGGACUGGAUGUCUGUAAAGAGGUUCCCCAGAAACGGUGGGACUGGCGAACUCACGUCACCCCCGAUGGUAAGGGCCACAAUAUGGGUGGCACGAAAUGGGGAUGCUGGCUGGACUUCGCGGACCAGUUCGACCCCAGAUUCUUCAGUAUCUCGCCCAAGGAAGCACCGCAGAUGGAUCCCGCGCAACGCAUGGCGCUCAUGACAACGUACGAGGCGCUUCAGGGAGCCGGCUUUGUGUCCAAUACCACGCCUUCCAGUCAGCAGGACCGGGUCGGAGUUUUCCACGGCGUGACCAGUAAUGAUUAUCUGGAGUGCAACAGUGGACAGUACAUCGACACUUAUUUCAUCACCGGCGGCAACCGUGCCUUCAUCCCGGGCCGUAUCAACUUUUGCUUUGAGUUCACUGGGCCAAGUUACACGAAUGAUACUGCAUGCUCGUCCAGCCUGGCAGCUAUCCAUCUGGCUUGUAACUCGAUCUGGCGUGGUGACUGUGACACAGCCAUUGCAGGAGGUACAAACAUGUGUAUCAACCCGGAUGGACACACUGGGCUGGAUAAGGGCUUCUUCCUGUCAAGAACCGGUAACUGCAAGCCGUUUGAUGAUGCCGCGGAUGGCUACUGCCGAGGUGAAGCUGUAGCGACAAUAGUCAUCAAGCGACUGGAAGACGCGAUCGCAGAGAACGAUCCCAUCCUGGGCGUCAUCCUGGAUGUGAAGACCAACCAUUCCUCUAUGGCUGACUCGAUGACCCGGCCACAUGUCGAAGCCCAAGUGGACAACAUGAACUCGGUGCUAGCCACGGUGAACGUCGAUCCCUCCGAAGUCAGCUAUGUUGAGAUGCACGGAACCGGAACUCAGGUUGGCGACGCUGUGGAGAUGGCAUCCGUUUUGGGCGUGUUUGCUAAAGACGAAGCAACGCGGACGCCGGAAAACCCGCUUCAUGUGGGUACUGUGAAAGCCAAUAUUGGACACGGCGAAGGUGUUUCCGGCAUCUCCAGUCUCUGCAAGGUGCUCUUGAUGAUGAAGCACAAUACAAUUCCACCCCACUGUGGUAUCAAACCUGGCAGCCGCAUCAACCGCAAUUAUCCGGAUUUACCUGCACGUAAUGUCCACAUCGCCUUAGGACCCACGCCGUGGGAACGAGGGCCCAGUACUCGCAAGGCUCUCAUCAACAACUUCAGCGCAGCAGGUGGCAACACAGCCCUUCUUCUAGAAGAUGCCCCCGUCCGUUGUCCCCCAGAGGGUCAGGAUCCACGUACCAGCCAUAUCGUGACUGUCUCUGGGCAUGUGGCGGCCGCCCUCAAGAACAACUUGGAGAAUUUGGUAGCAUACCUCCGGAAGGAAGAACAGAACCCUAGCUUCUCGCUCGCACAACUCUCCUGGACAACUACCGCACGUCGCCAACAGCAUGUCUUCCGUGUCAGUGCGACCGGAACUAGUCUUACCGAGAUUGCAGACAAAUUGCAGAUCGCCCUGGAUCGCGGAGAUGGUAGUACGCGUGCGAAGUCUAAGCCCAAGGUACUCUUUGCCUUCACUGGGCAGGGAGCGCAGUAUAUGGCGAUGGGCCAGCAGCUGUUGGAGACUUAUCCAGGCUUCCGAUCCGAUGUCGAACACUUUGACUUCAUGGCACAGGGACUCGGAUUUCCAUCUUUCAUCCAAAUCCUUCUUCAGAAGGAUGGAAGCAUUGACCAGUACCCCCCUGUCACCGUUCAGUUAGCCAUCACCGCCAUCCAGAUGGCCUUGGCCAAUCUUCUGAUCGCCUUUGGCAUCCGCCCGCAUUCCGUGACCGGACAUAGUCUCGGUUUCUACGCGGCGCUCCAAGUGGCCGGUGUGCUCACUAUUGCUGACACUUUGUUCCUGGUCGGUCGGAGAGCCCAGUUAUUACAGGAGUUCUGCCAGCAGGGUACCCAUGCUAUGCUGGCCUUGAAAGCUCCCCGGCAUACCAUCACUCAGCUAUUGGCGAACCAGCAAUGUGAGAUUGCUUGUGUCAACGGCCCAGAAGAUUUGGUGAUCAGUGGAUCGAACGCCCAGAUCCAGGCUGCGAAGGCUAUUUUGGCCCAGAACCGGAUCCCCUCUACCUUGCUGAAGGUUCCUUUCGCCUUCCACUCAGCGCAGGUUGACCCGAUCUUGGCUCCCUUUACCGCCGCUGCAGCAGGGGCCCGAUUCCAUGCGCCCACCCUACCCGUACUUUGUCCGCUGACCGGCUCCGUUAUCCAGACUGAUGGCAUCUUUGAUGUUCAAUACCUGGCUCGGCAUUGCCGCGAGACCGUAGACAUGGCAGGAGCUCUCUUGGCAGCUCAGUCCGCCAAGAUCAUUGAUUCCAAGACCUUCACCGUGGAGGUUGGCCCGCACCCCGUGGUAUGCGGCAUGGUGCGAGCCACACUUGGAGAGGAGAUGCGUACUCUCCCAAUCCUCCAGCGCGGUGCAUCUGUUUGGCCUAAUUUGACUGCUGCUGUCCAGGCUUUGUACGAUUCCGGCGCUGAUCUGGACUGGGGAGUCUAUCACGCGCCCUUCUCCGCCGCGCACAAUGUGCUUGAGCUCCCUGCAUACGGAUGGGAUCUGAAGAGCUACUGGAUUGAUUACGAGAACGACUGGUGUAUCUACAAGCCCCAUGGCCGGCCCAUCACCGCCACUGAAUCCAAGGAACCAGCACCAAAAGCGCUUAAUAAAGCCUACACACCCACUCCUCCGAAAGCGGCGCGACCCCUCGUGCCUCACCCUCAAACCAGUACCGUUCAUCGCAUGGUUGAGGACAACACGACUGGAGGCCAGAUCCGCUUGGUCUUCGAGGGAGAUAUCAGUCGAGCUGAUAUCAAGGAUCUGGCUGCAGGUCACAUUGUCAAUGGUAUCCCCUUCACCGUUCCUUCAUGGUUUGCAGACAUGGCCCUCGUUGUUGGGAAGUACGCCCAUCAACGCUUUGCUCCCGAUCGUUCUAUCAUCAUCGAUGUGGCCGAUGUUGUGGCUGAUAAGGUGCUGGUGCCGCAUGCCCGCGGAGCCCAGCCAGUUCGGGUCUCUCUGACUGCGCCGUUUACCGACAAUGUGCCCAACACUCUGCGCGAAGGCAAAAUUGAGUUCUACAGUGUUGAUGCGAAGGGAAACACCACCUCCCGACACGGCUACGGUGUCUUGCGUUUUUCGGACACUUCUCUCUUGAAGACCGUUCAAUCAAGCAUCCCAGACUACCAGUCUCGGAUCCAGCGGCUACGCAACGGCGUAUCUGAGGACGACCUCAUGCGCUACAACAAGAAGAGUGGGUACCGCCUGAUGUCGCGCGUCGCAGACUUUGGACCGGACUAUAAACUACUCGACGACCUCAUUGUGAAUGAGAACACCCUGGAAGCUACGGGUAUCCUCAACUUUGCCACUGUCGCUCCUGGGGGAUCCUUUGCGGCGCAUCCAGGCUGUGUCGAUGCCAUCACUCAAGUGGGUGGAUUUGCUAUCAAUGCACGAGAGUGCAUGGAUCUGGAUGUGGAGGUCUUCAUCAGCCAUGGAUGGCAGGGCCUGCAGCUGUAUGAAGAGCUCAAGACGGAUAGAAAGUAUGAAGUCUACGUGCAGAUGUACGCUGAUGGGCAUGAGUUCUAUCGUGGCGAUACCGUUGUCAUGGAUCAGGGCAAGCUGGUGGCUUUCUUCAAGGGUGUUACUGUCCAACGCAUGCUACGCAAGUAUCAGAAGGUUGUCACACAAUCGCUUCACCAGAAGAGCGGCUCAACUAAGAAGGUCGACAAUGGCGCGCCCAAGCCGGCGGCUGCACCGUUGAAGGCGCCCGUGCAAAAGUGCCCGGUUGCAGCUCCAACUCCUGCGGCCGUUCAACCACCACAACAAGCGAAACCCGCUGUGAAGCCCGUUGUAUCUCAGCAGGUUGAAUUAUCGGCCCCAAAAGCGCCCGCUGUACGCUCUUCUGGACCAAAGGCCAGCAAGGCGGCCCCGCCGAUUAUCGCACAGGUCAUGGCGAUUGUAUCCGAAGAGAGCGGAAUUUCUGAGGACGAAUUGACCGAUGAUAGUAACUUCGCCGACAUCGGUAUCGACUCGCUGUGCUCGAUGGUGAUUGGCAGUCGGCUGCGCGAGGAUCUACACUUGGAUCUAGCCGCCGAUUUCUCCAUCUUCGUCAACUGUCCUACGGUGAAGCAAUUGAAGGACUUCCUCAUUGAGCUUGAUGGGGGCUCUGAGUCUUCAGGGGCACCGGACGAGGAGAUGAGCGAGGUGUCUGUUCAGGUCCAACAUGUCGAGCUUCAACCUGUGGAAGAACCGGUUUUGAUCUCAACCCCAAGCUCCACCGACAGCACCCGUCUGGCAUCCUUUUCUUCCUCAUUCGCCCCCUCGGUGCGGGACUCCAACGCAACAGCCCAAUUCGACCAUGAAAGCACUCAAGUACCAUCCUACAACCCGUCGUUCUCAUCUGGGCCAGACCUGAAGGCUCCUAUGGCAGUAGCAGUGGAUGAAACAGUCAGAUCCGAACCUAGGCCCAAAAAAGCGGCAAUGGCGAGCACGCUGGUCCAGAAUGCGAUCGCAAUUGUCUCUGACGAGAGUGGCCUAAGCCUUGAGGACUUGACCGAUGACAGCAACUUUGCUGACAUUGGUGUGGACUCGCUGUGCUCGAUGGUCAUUCAGAGUCGACUGAGGGAAGAGCUCGCCGUGGAUUUGGAUGCAGACUUCUCAAUCUUCAUCAACUGUCCUACAGUUGCAGAUCUGAAGACCUUCCUAGCCAACACAGAGAAUGUUGAUGCCGACAACAGCACCAGCGCCUUCGACUCCCCAGAUACAUCCCCUCUGGCAACUCCUGACGAAAGUGCCAGCGACGUUGAUUCUGACAUCGACCAUGCCUUCCAAUACCAGAACCUGUCCUCCGAAUGCCGCGCUGCAACCUCAGUCAUUCUCCAAGGUAUCCCUAAGCUGGCGCCCAAAACCCUUUUCCUCCUACCUGAUGGCUCUGGCUCUGCAACCUCCUACGUCCAGAUCCCCCGCCUUUCCGCGGAUGUUGCCCUAGUCGGCCUGAACUGCCCCUAUGUUCGCAGCCCAGAAGACCUGAACUGCACGCCUGCUGCCAUGGUCUCCAGCUUUUGCGACGAAAUCACACGCCGCCAACCCAUUGGCCCAUAUCACCUGGGCGGCUGGUCCGCCGGCGGUGCAUUUGCAUUCGCCUGCGCCAGCCACCUCAUCCAAUCCGGCGCCGAGGUCCACAGUCUAAUCAUCAUUGAUUCACCAGUCCCGCGCAAGCUAGGAACUCUUCCUUCGGGCUUCUAUGAGUACUGCGGUCGACGAGGCCUUUUCGGCAGCGAGAUCCCACCCGCGUCGCUGAUUCCGCACUUCUUGAGAACGAUGGAGACAAUGCUGCCGUAUAAGGCUGUGCCUCUUCACGCGGGAAGAAUGCCGAAUGUGGGGUUGAUCUGGGCAUCUGAGACGGUGAUGGAUGCAAACGAUGCGCCUGAUUUGGGACUCAAGAUGGGGCGUGAUCAUUUCAUGCUGAAGCGGAGAGAAGAGUUUGGGCCUGAUGGAUGGGAUAAGCUAUUGCCGGGUGCAGAUUUCUUGCUUGAGAGGGUGAAAGCCGAUCAUUUUACCAUGAUGCAAAAGAAGCACGGUGGCCAGAUUCGGGCUCUGAUUGAUCAGGUCCUCGCUCAGAGCUAG